Messenger RNA from Tribolium madens (black flour beetle), 2624 nucleotides. Its product is annotated as diuretic hormone receptor-like. The record is from RefSeq and is a predicted model, not a curated record. The transcript has 11 exons. Gene Ontology annotation, cellular component: plasma membrane. Gene Ontology annotation, molecular function: diuretic hormone receptor activity; peptide hormone binding; G protein-coupled peptide receptor activity. Lineage: Eukaryota; Metazoa; Arthropoda; Insecta; Coleoptera; Tenebrionidae. Gene Ontology annotation, biological process: adenylate cyclase-modulating G protein-coupled receptor signaling pathway; cell surface receptor signaling pathway. The coding region runs from base 222 to 1580 and encodes 452 amino acids.
GUGCUUCCAAGUGACUUUGGUAAUUUGUUCGGUGGCGAAUCGAGGGAUUAAAUAAUGCGACAGUGGAAACGGGGAAUUGGGAUGGAACGGACACGUGAUCUUUGUUUAGACGAGACGAGAGGAAUUUGAUAGCAAGGGUAAAUCCGGGAGGGAUGGGCCAGCAGGAGAAAAUUUAGAAUUUAUAUUAUUAUACAAGAUUCGUGUGUCAAAAUGCAUCAACAAUGAGUUGGCCCGAAUCGCUCCCCCAGGACCAGGAGCCCGUCGACGCCGACUUGUGGCCCACCUCCGAGAACGACCUCAACGAGACCGAAGACAUCAAAAUCCGACUCAACAUCACCUUGCAGCAAUGCGCCAAUCUCUACGCCAACAGGACCACAGCCCUCGUCGAGAGCCACCCAGAUGGGUUCUGUCCCGUCACCACCGAUGGGUUGCUCUGCUGGCCGCCCACACCCAUCAACGAGACGACUUAUGUUAAGUGUUUCGCGGAAUUGAUGAACAUUAGAUACGACGAUACGCAAAAUGCAACGCGACUUUGCCUCGCCAAUGGGACGUGGACAAAAGCCGAUUACUCCAAAUGCACCGAAAUCAUUCUUAUCCCGGAUGUCGAAACCCAAGCCACGAUUUAUUUCGUUGGAUACGUUUUAAGUUUAAUUACGUUGUCGAUAGCUUUGGGAAUUUUCACAUAUUUCAAAGAGCUCCGCUGUUUGAGAAACCGAAUUCACAUGAACCUCAUGUGGUCUUACAUGUUAAUGUACAUAAUGUGGAUUCUGACACUGACCGUUUUGGGGUCGAAAGGGGGCACCGGGGCCUCCAUUGCGUGCAUCUUCGUCAUCACACUCCUACACUACUUCCAUAUUUCGACGUUUUUUUGGAUGUUUGUCGAGGGAUUGUAUCUUUAUAUUCUCGUCGUGGAAACACUGACCAGGGAGAAUUAUAAAUUGAGGGUUUAUGUGUGCAUCGGGUGGGGGUUGCCGAUGAUUUUUAUUCUCAUUUGGGUCAUUGUCAAGAGUUUUAUUCCGGCGGCAGGCGACCCGGCUACGUGCACUUGGUUCAACAGUCACGACGUGGACUGGAUUUUCCAAGGACCCACAAUGUUGGUCCUCCUGCUGAACUUGGCCUUCCUGCUGGCCAUCAUGUGGGUCCUCAUCACCAAACUCCGCUCUGCCAACACGGUGGAAACCCAGCAGUACCACAAAGCAGCCAAAGCCCUUCUCGUACUUAUGCCCUUGUUGGGCAUCACCUACGUUAUCACAAUCUACGCCCCAACCCCUGAUAAGAGAUCAGAAAUCAUUUUCGAGUGCAUUCGAGCUGUUCUACUCUCGACACAGGGCUUCACCGUCGCUCUAUUCUACUGCUUCUUGAACACGGAGGUGCAGAACACCGUCCGCCACCACUUCGAGACGUGGAAGACCAGACGCUCGCUGGGCCCCUCCAGACUGCGAUCGGGGAGCCGCAGCAAGGACUGGUCCCCCAGGUCACGCACGGAGAGUAUACGAAACACGGAAUGGACGUUGGUAAUGCCGGACGAUGUCGAUGCCGAUGGAAAAGUCUCUUCUCCCGUCAACGGAAGCGUCCGUUAAGAUCGUCCAUCCCGAGGCGCUUUGCACGGAAAUACAAUUUAAUAAUAAUAACGGGACGCUUCUUUGGAGUCCUUGCCGCUGGUCUAACGUGUGCUUUGGAUGGGAGCCGGGAUUGUGUUCAACUGUUUCAUAUUCUUUCAAAUUGAAUUGGAUUGUGAAAAACGUUGCUUAAAUGUUGAUUUUUACAUCGAGUUUUUGUGUUGGCGAUUCGCGAGGGAGACGUCGGCGGGUCUCAGAGGAAACCAAAAAUCUACGCAGGAAAUAAGCAUCGAUUCAUGACAAAAUAUGGAACAUGUUGAAUGCGUUUCAGUUUUUUUUCUAUUUAAAUUAACCUUAGGCCAAGCUAAACUAUGUAUUUAUAUUCCGGGGAGAGGGUCCAAAGGUCGGGGUUUGAUUUAUGGACGAUUUUUAAACAAUAUUUAUUUUAAACAUCAACUGUUUAAAUAUUUAUUCGAAAUGAUUGGUUUUCAAAUAGCACGUAAUUAUGUUAGUGGGUGUCGUGUUUGCCAAUAAAAAACAGCCAAUAUUUAUUUUUAAUCAUUUAUUAAAAAAUAAAUUCAGUCUUAAAAAACUUAAAAAAAAUUGUCAGUGUUGGCGGUACACAACCUACAUUUCUAAAUAAAUUAUUUACGUGUGGGUUGCAUAACAUAUCACAAAAACUGUCUCUUUUUCCAACUAAAUAUAAAAUUAUAACAAAGAUAAUAUUAUUUUUUUUUAAAUAAUGUACCUACAUAAAAUGCUGAAAUUUUCGAUGAUAAACUAAUUUAAGUAUCAAUAAAUUAUAAAAGUUUAUCCAAAAUCACAUUUUUUUUAGUGUACUUAAAAAUUUUAUGUCGUUUCACAUUAUAUUUUUUUAGCAAAAACACUCAUUAGAGCUAUACUAAAAAAAUCCAAGCUUCUUAAAAUUCUCUCCAAACAAAUUUUGGCUAUUUGUUUAUUUUUGUCCUGAACUUUAUACAGGGUGUGCCAGAACUCGCGCCCCAAAGAAAAAUGCCAUAUCAGUAAGAUACCAAAAACAUGGAAAAAACGUUAAAAAAAAUGUAU